This is a messenger RNA of Aedes albopictus (Asian tiger mosquito), 1287 nucleotides long. RefSeq names its product glutamine synthetase 2 cytoplasmic (gene Gs2). The transcript has 3 exons. Gene Ontology annotation, cellular component: cytoplasm. Gene Ontology annotation, molecular function: glutamine synthetase activity. The record is from RefSeq and is a predicted model, not a curated record. The coding region runs from base 124 to 951 and encodes 275 amino acids. NCBI's taxonomy places the organism in Eukaryota, Metazoa, Arthropoda, Insecta, Diptera, Culicidae.
AAGCGUUGUGUCUAUUUAUUUUCAGAUCUUCCCAUCUGGAACUACGAUGGAAGCUCGUGUUACCAAGCCGAGGGACACAAUUCCGACGUCUACCUACAUCCGGUGGCGAUCUUCAAGGACCCCAUGCGUCCGGGCAACAACAUUCUGGUCAUGUGCGAAACAUAUCGGUUCGAUGGCACACCAACUGAGUCGAACAAACGCCGCACGUGCCGUGAGGUGUGCGACAAGGUAGCAGAUCAGCAUCCUUGGUUCGGAAUCGAACAGGAGUACACAUUGCUGGACAUCGACGGCCGGCCUCUGGGAUGGCCCAGGAAUGGCUUCCCAGGACCACAGGGCCCAUACUACUGCGGUGUUGGAGCUAAUAAGGUUUACGCACGGGACAUCGUGGAUGCCCACUAUCGGGCCUGCCUAUACGCCGGUAUCAAGAUCUGCGGUACCAACGCUGAAGUUAUGCCUGCCCAAUGGGAAUACCAGGUGGGACCGUGCGAGGGUAUCUCAAUUGGCGACGAACUGUGGGUGUCCCGCUUCCUACUUCACCGUAUUUCCGAAGAGUUUGGCAUUGUUGCCACUCUGGACCCGAAACCGAUGGUCGGUGACUGGAACGGUGCCGGCGCCCACACCAACGUAUCAACGAAGGCCACGCGAGAGGAAGGGGGCAUCGCGGAGAUCGAAAGUGCCAUCGCCAAGCUGUCCAAGUGCCACGAGCGUCACAUCCGGGCCUACGAUCCUCGCCAGGGUAAGGACAACGAGCGUCGCCUAACGGGAAAGCACGAAACCAGUUCAAUCUUCGAUUUCAAUGCCGGUGUGGCUAAUCGUGGAGCAUCAGUGCGUAUUCCGCGCGGCGUCGCCGACGAAGGCAAGGGUUACUUUGAGGACCGUCGCCCAAGCUCCAACUGUGAUCCGUACAGCGUCGUGGAGGCCAUUCUCAGAACGAUCUGCCUGGACGAAUAGAGCUGUUUCGCGUCUUUAAGUUGUCUAAUUUUUUAAGACCUAAACACACAAAUCCAACCAAGAUGAACCGGUGCAUUCUAUUGUAACUAAUGACAAUGUUUUCUGUUUUUAAAUCAUAACAUGUUAUUUAUGUUUCUGUUACGUUGCGAGAAAUUGUUUAAAGAGAGCUAUUGUGUUAGAAUUAUAUUUUAUCAGAGCAUGAGCACGACAACCAAAAACCUAUAUUGAUGGGGACACAGUGAAGUCUCCUGCAAAAAUAGUAAAAAUCAUCAAUUACAUGGAAGAGUAUUUCUCGUACAACGUAAAUAAAGUAUCUAUUGUAAGAAAAAAUAAUAA